Molecule: messenger RNA, 859 nt
Organism: Xenia sp. Carnegie-2017
Lineage: Eukaryota; Metazoa; Cnidaria; Anthozoa; Malacalcyonacea; Xeniidae
Product: mediator of RNA polymerase II transcription subunit 23-like
Exons: 7
Coding region: 25-375 (116 amino acids)
Biological process (GO): regulation of transcription by RNA polymerase II; positive regulation of gene expression
Cellular component (GO): transcription regulator complex; mediator complex
Source: RefSeq, a predicted model, not a curated record
GUUUUGUCAGAGUAAAAAAGCCAAAUGCACAGUGACUCAAGUGUGUCGCAAAGGCGAAAGAAGUCGCAAACAAGGCCUACCCCUCGUCCUCUAAAAGGAGCUGCACGUUAUCACCAUCACCAACGAUGUCGUCAUUUACAAAAGCGCACAGGAUGUCUUCAUGAUAUGGUAUGGAAAUAUCAUAUCUUCACCAUAGAUCGUCUUGUUUUAUGUUUGGUGUUGCGUUAUUACGAAUCAAAAGAAGCUCAAGUUUGUAAUCUACUUGUGACAUUUUUGUUGCUCAAGAAUCCUUCAUUUCGAGAAAGAGUUCAGACAUUUGUACAGGAGCCCAUGGAUGCUUUCGUUCAUGAUGAUGGUGGCUCUUGUUCAUCUUGAGAGAGUUAGGAGAAAGUUACAUUGUAAAAGGUCCAUCCAGAGUAUUGAAACAUCCAGAAUGGCAUCAAAAACACCAAGGCUAUCACAAGGUUUGAUUGUUAUCAUUACAUAGGAUUAUGAAAAACCUCGUUCCCAGGUCCUUCCUCGUGUUCCUCCAAUUCUCAUGACGGGAGUUUCUAUUGAGCAAUGGGACGAAAAGUUUUUCUUUGAAGGACUUCGCGAGGCCACGAAAGCUAGUUCUCACAACGUGGCGUAUUUCCCAAUAAAUUUUGGCAACGUUUGCCUUCGUUUUUUAAAGAGGUUAUUGAUAAUACUUCUUACAUCUCAACUUUACAUAACAAAAGCAAAACUUUUGUGCUGUCCAGGCCACUGCAUCUAUACAUAGUUUUUUAUAUUUUUAUACACAUGUGACUGUGCUUUUAACACUUCAAUGUACUCUUUUUAUAAUUGUGUCAUAUUUUAGAAAAAAAAAAUAGAAAAGGAA